AGAAAAGGGGGAAAAGAAAUCGGAACUGCUCUUUCAAAAAAUUUCCACCCAAAACCAAAACCUAUAUUUACAAUUUUCAUUUCAUAUAUAAAAUGGGAAAAUCAAUUCCAUUUUCGUCAAAACUUCAAGACGUCGCUGCGAGAAUCAUAACAUCCGAUCGAAUGAAACCCCAAUCCAAACGCCCUAAACCCGUCGCUUUCCAGACCCGGGUUGGCCCGCCACUCGAACCCGCCAAACCCAAACGGAUCACCCGGCUCGCUGUACAACAACAAAAACAACAAGAAGAAGAAAAACAACAGCAACAAAAACAGAGGUUGAAGACACUGGCAGAAAUCUCAAACCGUCGGAUCCCUUUGUCGGAGGUUGUGUCGGAUUGCUCGAUGCGGUGGUUUGGAGAAACGCUUUUGGCGGCUGAAAAUGGUGAUGUGAAUAUGCAGGUGUUGGUGGGUCAGAUGUAUUAUAGUGGUUAUGGCACUCCUAAAGAUGCACAAAAGGGACGAGAAUGGAUUAAGGCAGCUUCCAGGAGCCGUAGCUCGGUUUGGAAAGUUGGCUAUAAACCUCCAGGUUACAAUGCUAGCGACUCGGAUUCAGAUGAAGUGAAGACUGAAGGAAAACAGACCUAAAUAUUUGUACAUGGGCUCAACACAGUGAUCAAACUUUUGAACAAAGUCUUCUAGACGUGCUGGAUAUCAAACUCUUUUGUACUUAUUUCUUAUCCGUUCUACUUAUACUUUCUAUCUGUCGUUAUCAGACUAGCUUUUGGGGCUUAUUUUUUGUGCAAAUCACAUAAUUUGCAAGUCAGGUAAUGCCAUGGUGAAAAGAACUUGUUCAUAUAUAUCAUUUCUUUCACCCUCA
Molecule: messenger RNA, 855 nt
Organism: Erigeron canadensis
Lineage: Eukaryota; Viridiplantae; Streptophyta; Magnoliopsida; Asterales; Asteraceae
Exons: 4
Coding region: 93-623 (176 amino acids)
Molecular function (GO): protein binding
Source: RefSeq, a predicted model, not a curated record